AUGAAAGGAUCUAUUAAAUUUAAUAUCAUAGGAUUAGUUAUAGUGCUAUCUUUACUUAUAUAGGGUAUAGAAUGCGCAAUCAACACAAGCCCUCAUAGAAAAGUUACUUUACUCACUUAUUAUAGUGAUUUCAUUGAUUCUAUAAUGGGAUUAAUUGAAGAUAUUGCUUUAGAUUUCAUAGUUCCUGCAUAUCAAUAUAUAAAAUCUCAUACAGUUUUAAAUUACAUGUUUUUUACUCUUCUCAUUAUGCUAUGCGUGUUCAAUAUCUUAAGUAAUUUUAACCACAUUUUUAAAAGCAAUAAGAAAGUAAAGUUCGUAGCUAAUUAGGAUAUCCCUAAAGAUUCAAAGUAGCUUUAGAAACAAAUAAGAUCUUUAAGAGAGGCAGUUAGUUAUCUUAAAUAGCAAGCAUUAAAGCACUAGUCUGGAGAAAUUCCUGUCUAAUAAAUGGCUGGGCAAAAUAACUAAUUUUAACAUUAGCAAGCCACCACCUAAAACGUUUAAGUGUAAUUAGACCCUCAAGUAGAAUAGAGAAUAAUUAAGAACUAAUAAAAUAUUGAUUCAUUAAAAUUGAAUCUAAUGAAGAUUGUUGAAAUUUAGUAGGAUCUAUAAAAAUCAAUCGUAGAAUCUUAACGUGAAGUAGCUUAAGAUAUUCAAGCUGUUAGAACUAACAAGCCUGUAAAGAAAAUAGCUAGUGGUUAGCCUCAUAGUUCUCAACUUGACUCUUCUUAAUAAAAGACAGGUCAUAGUAAUAGCAGAUAGAGUUCUACAUCUUUUUUGGAGGAGUCAAACGAAAAUAAACUUCAUUAAAUGGCAGCUGAAUAAGUUAUAUAGCAGCAAUAGCAACAGCAAGAAAAGUAGGCUAUUUUAUAAUAAUAGCAACUGUUAAAUUAGCAAAGAUAGAUGCAAUAAAAUUAAUAGAAAAUUUACACAGAACAAGCCUAAUAACAAUAAUAAUAAUAAGAAGAAAGAGAAAAACCAGUAUAAUAAUAAUUAUAGUAAAAUUAAGACUUAAAGACUUUAAACCCUCCUCUUGCAAACUAAUCAGAAAUUACUAAUUAAAAUUAAUUACCUCCAACUACUACAGUACCUUAAGUUGAAAAUGCUAAUGAAGUAUAAGAUUAGCAUCCUCAUGUUAAUGAUCCUUUUGCAGCUCAAUCUGCUUUCAGUAGACCUCCACCUCAAAGGCCAACUCCUUUUGGUGGAAGAUAGCCUCCAAGUUUAAUGAAUAAAAAGCAGCCUGUGAGAAAUAUGCCUGCAAGUAAUGCACCAGUUGUUUUACCACCAAAGUGA
Molecule: messenger RNA, 1290 nt
Organism: Tetrahymena thermophila SB210
Lineage: Eukaryota; Ciliophora; Oligohymenophorea; Hymenostomatida; Tetrahymenidae
Product: transmembrane protein, putative
Exons: 1
Source: RefSeq, a predicted model, not a curated record